ACUGAAUAUCACUUUGGAAAUGGACAUGCUUUACUGGAAUUAUCGGAAAAGUUUCAUUUUACACGGGAAAAUGUGUUACAUGUUUGAAGAAAUAACUUGAAAUCGGCCAUUUUGAUUGCGUUGCCUUCGCUCAUAGUUCUAGCGAGUGACGUGAACAUCUUAUGACAAAGUACUUUUCCUAUUCCACUGAGCCAUGGAGCACGCUCAGAUCCAGAGCUCGGACGGUACGCAGGUGGUGACCAUAAAUGGGCAGCAGCUGCAGGUGCUGCAGAUGAACAACGCUGGCCCACACAUGAUCCAGGGGCCCAACGGGCAGCAGAUUGUGGUUCACGCUAUACCAACCACGGCACCUACUAUUCAGAUGGCGACACCCAAUGGACAGCAACUCCAGCAACUACAGGUCCUACCUCUGUCCAGUCUUCAAGGCACAAGUAGCAACAUGCAACCAAUGCAGCUGGUGCAAACAGCGGACGGACAAACAUUCAUUUACCAGCCGAGCGCCAGCGCUCCGCAGGCCGCCAUGGACCAGCAUCAGAUCAUCCAUCAACCUGCUGUUAUAAACUUAAAUGGCAAUCUGGUGCAAGUAGCGAAUGUCGGCAACGCGGUCCAGCAGCAACAAAUAGUCAACCAGCCCAAUAUCGUGAUGAUGGUAAACAACAACAACAACAGCGCCGGAGCCAGCACAUCAUCAGCCCCGUCGGAGAGCGCGGCAUCAGACGAGGAGCCGCUGCUGUACGUGAACGCGCGACAGUACAAGCGCAUCCUGAAGCGCCGCGUCGCACGAGCCAAGCUGCACGAGCAGGGCAAGAUACCCAAGGAGAGGCCGAAAUAUCUACACGAAUCCAGGCACAGGCACGCAAUGAAUCGGAUACGCGGCGAGGGUGGCAGGUUCCAUUCCGGCAGUAGGAAGUGUAGGAAUAUGGAGAUGGUGGAGCAGGGCUCGGAGGAGGAACACAAGCCUCUGGAAGAUAUCAAGCCGGAUACCGUAUCUAUCACCAUUAUUCAGGACGAAGAAUCCCAAGAACGCCAGCGGAGUCACUGGCGACGGCUCGCGCCUCACCAACCCGUGCCUUCUGCGUAGCAACCGACACACACA
Molecule: messenger RNA, 1096 nt
Organism: Cydia amplana
Lineage: Eukaryota; Metazoa; Arthropoda; Insecta; Lepidoptera; Tortricidae
Gene: Nf-YA
Product: nuclear transcription factor Y subunit alpha
Exons: 9
Coding region: 194-1081 (295 amino acids)
Biological process (GO): regulation of transcription by RNA polymerase II
Cellular component (GO): CCAAT-binding factor complex
Molecular function (GO): DNA-binding transcription factor activity, RNA polymerase II-specific
Source: RefSeq, a predicted model, not a curated record